AUGUGUAGCUACGACGACAAAAUCCAGCCCCACCCCCAUGACCUCCAGCUCGCCUAUAUCAGUUGUGACACCAAAAUCCUCGCCGUCAAUCGCAAUAUCAAGCUUUCCGCUUUCAUCUCCAAGCUCUCCCCCUUCUAUGACACCCCUAACAAUGCCGUUUGCUUCAAGUACCAGCUUCCCAGCGAAGAUCUCGAUGCUCUCAUCUCUAUCACCAAUGACGAAGACCUCGACCACAUGAUGAUCUGGUCUUCUUAUGGAUCUUCUCCGACAGCUCUGAUCAUGGCCUCACCGACAAACCCCGAUUUCCUGUUCGGAUUCGAUAAGGGAUACACGGCUGUGCUGGUUUCGAAAUUUCCCGACUCGGUCACUCCGCCGACUGUUCCCGAUUUGCUUGUGAAAAUCACUCUGGUUGGAUCGGGAUCGCCACAUCGAAGAACCGGUGAUGUCUCAGGCACAGUAGGCUGCAGCUUAUAG
Molecule: messenger RNA, 474 nt
Organism: Malus domestica (apple)
Lineage: Eukaryota; Viridiplantae; Streptophyta; Magnoliopsida; Rosales; Rosaceae
Source: RefSeq, a predicted model, not a curated record